This is a messenger RNA of Erythranthe guttata (spotted monkey flower), 1427 nucleotides long. The record is from RefSeq and is a predicted model, not a curated record. NCBI's taxonomy places the organism in Eukaryota, Viridiplantae, Streptophyta, Magnoliopsida, Lamiales, Phrymaceae.
UCUCAGAGAAACACAAAUCUCAGAUAGUACCAAAAUUCGAUGUACCUGCUCCUACUACUCGUACAGGUUCACGCACUUUCUCUCUCUAACAGGCAAGCACCACAUCACCCCUUCGUUUUCAAUCGGGGUUUCAAUUAAAUUAAAAAAAAAUUGGGCAAAAAUGGAGGACGAGAAAUACUCCGACGAGUUGAAUGUGGCGGUGAGGGUGGUCCACAUGGCGUGUUCCCUCUGCGAAAAGGUGCAGAAGCAAUUGCUCUCCACAAAUUCCGACCAGGUUAAAUCCAAAGACGACGAUUCACUUGUUACCGUUGCAGAUUGGAGUGUGCAAGCGACAGUAAGCUGGAUGCUGUCGAAAUCCUUCGGCAGCAAAAACAUCUCAAUUGUGGCCGAAGAAGACAUCCAAACUCUAUCAAAAUCCGAGUCAUCUUCUCUGUUAGCAAUGGUGGUGAGUGCCGUAAAUGGAUGCUUAUCCGAAGCAUCAAGAUUCGGUCUCCAAGGACCAGAGAAACCACUCAGCCCUUCACAAAUUCUCGAAGCAAUCAGCCAAUGCAGCUCACGUGGGGGCCUGCUUGGUCAGCAUUGGGUACUUGACCCAGUCGACGGGACCCUCGGUUUUGUUCGUGGAGAUCAGUAUGCAGUUGCACUUGCCUUGAUUGAUGAUGGAGAAGUUGUGCUCGGAGUUCUUGGUUGCCCUAAUUAUUCGGUUAAAGAUAACGGUUUAAAUAAGUACAGUCGAGAGAAUCGUGUUACGUCGAACGGUGAAGUUGGGUGUGUGAUGUACACGAGGAAAGGGAGUGGGAAAGCUUGGAUGCAGCCAUUGAUUCGUUUCGAUAAGAGGCUCGAUUGGCCGAAUUCUGCGAAACUGAUACGUGUUUCUUCGGUUGAUGAUCCUGCACUUGCUACGUUUUGCGAACCGGUGGAGAAAUCUAAUUCUGACCAUUCUUUUGCUGCUGGUGUAGCUAGCACUGCUGGCUUGAGAAAAAAGCCGUUGAGAGUUUAUAGCAUGGUGAAAUAUGCGGCGAUAGCAAGAGGAGAAGCAGAAAUAUACAUGAGAUUUGCGAGGUCGGGUUAUAAGGAGAAAAUAUGGGAUCAUGCAGCUGGGGUUCUCCUUGUGAUAGAAGCUGGUGGGGUGGUGACUGAUGCAGGUGGGUGCCAGCUGGACUUUUCUCGGGGAAUAUACCUAGAAGGCAUCGAUAGGGGUAUAAUUGCUUGUUCCGGUUCUAAAUUGCACGAGAAAAUAAUCGGAGCUGUUUAUGCUAGCUGGGAAUCAUCUAACUUGUGAGAGCUGCUUUUCUCUCUCUUGUGCCAAGAAACUAAAGAAUAAAGAUGAUAAUCGAACACAACUUCAGUACUUGAUGCAAGGCCAAGGAAGUCAAUAAUGGAGCUGUUCUUUGUAUACCAAGUUUCAUAUUUUCCGCAGAAGGUAC